UCAGUAUUCAUUUGAAUGCCAGAAGGGAGAGACACAUCAUGUUCAGUAAGAGAGUAACCGUUGCCAGCGUACUGUGUUUGCUCCAUCUCACUUUGCAGGCAGGAACCAGCAGUAUACGGAGAUCGGUCACUAGUCUUAGAACCCAGCGUUCAGUUGAUGAUGUCUCCUACCUGGGGUGUUUAUCCUCUGUACCCUCUAUGCAGAUGGUGUUGUUCCUAGAUCAUAUUUGUGUGGACUGUUUCAAUCUGUACAACGAAAUUGAAAUCUAUUCAUACUGCAGAUCUCGGUGCUACAACAGCAACUUUAUGGAUGGAUGUAUGGAAGCAGUUGGUUCAGAUGCCGCUACAAUAUCUAAAGCGCACACCUACAGAUUCUACCUUAAUCUAAUUUAAUCGAAAAAAUGGAAAAAGUUGUAUUUUUUCAUUUUUUUAUACGGGUGUAGAAACCGUAGAAUCAGAGGGAUAGCAAAAGAUAUUGAGUUGACCUACAUAGAGAAGAGUGGAGGUAGAUCUCAAACUAGCCCAGCUACUGCGACUACAAGAGUACAGCUGUCUACCAGAGAUACAUUCAUGUGUAUAGUCCGACCAGACAAUGUAAACAUCAUACUUUAAUUUCUAUUUAUCAUUUUAUAAAUAUAAUAUUCAACAGAAUACCUAACGUAUUCGAAAUCUUA
This is a messenger RNA of Eurytemora carolleeae, 673 nucleotides long. Its product is annotated as ion transport peptide. The transcript has 5 exons. Gene Ontology annotation, biological process: circadian rhythm. Lineage: Eukaryota; Metazoa; Arthropoda; Copepoda; Calanoida; Temoridae. Bases 39 to 392 code for a protein of 117 amino acids. The record is from RefSeq and is a predicted model, not a curated record.